CCCUUUCUAGGGAACUCGGCUGGCCGUCACUGCAUAUCUUAUUUUUAGUGGGUUACAUGCUGGAUCCAGUUGGGGUGCUUCCGCCUUGGGCUGUACUUCUCAUUUUGGACGCACGCAUGGAACGAAGCAGCAGAGACCACCUUUCUCUGGAGGUGAGAGCAGCACAAGAAAUGAUAGGAAGGUCUGGAUUUCACCCCGAGAAUGGACGUUAGUGGAUACAGAUUGCUGGAUACACUUCUUCCCAACGAUUUAUUCCUGGUUGUUAGGUGGAAGGAAAUAUGUGUCUAAAAAGGUGGGCUUUCUGCAAUAUCUCUAUGAUCCCAGGAAUCCACUCUUGGAAAAAGUACUAUCUUCAUCGCUCAAAUCUUGAAUCUAAGAUGACAUCAGGACAGGCUUCUGUUGAUUAUACAUGUAAAGCUAUAAGAGGACACAAUGGAGUGAUACAUGAAAUGGCUUAUCUAUCUGAGAAUCAACAUAUGUUUGCAACAGGAAAAGUAAAUUCCACUAUAUGUUCUGUAUCUUCUGAUGGCACAGUCAAGGCAUGGAAUGUCCAAGAGGGUAAACAGAUUUGGUCUAGUCCCCAACAGGAAUUUCCACUAGUAAAUAUUAUCACAUUUCCUGCAUUUAACCUGGCAGCUACAGCAGACACUCAGGGGACAAUCAAACUCUGGCAUGGGACUACAGGGGAAGAACUUUCAACUUUUUCAGUGUCAUCCACAUCAUGCUGUAUGGUAGCCUACACAAUAAAGAAUAAUCCAUUCUUAAUGGUGGGUACUGAAGAAGGCUCACUUCAUACCUUGGCAGCAACUGAUCUAAGCCAAAUUUUGUACAAAAAAAUGUUUCAGAACUGUGGUACACAGUUGUCUUUGUGUUCACCAGAUGGACAAUGGAUACUUGUUUGUCCUAGCAAUAGUGCUUUUUCACCAAAGGUGUUUAACACAUAUUAUGCAACUCAGCCAGAAGAUGAUGAUUUGAUACUAUCUAGUCCUUUACCUAUUACAAAUCAUUGCCAGGCAACGUGCUGGUUACCAACUGAGUCAGCGAGAAUUGCCAUUUUGCACAAAAAUGAGAUGUUUCACAUUGAUAGCUUUGAUCUAGCAAUUGAGAAGUCUAAAUACAAAAAGACUGUAACAGCUAAACAGGUUGCAAGCUUCACAUUACCAGCCCAACAGCAGAUGACAAAUAUGAAAGGAUUUGGCAAGCAAACCCUUCUUAUAGCAGCUGGACCAGAACUAACAGUAUAUUCUCUGAGCGGGACUGUAUUGAUGGCUUUCAAGGAUCAUCAUAAAAUUAUUACAUCUAUUUGGGUGGAUCCUUUUCAUGUCGUAACAUCUUCCAUGGAUCUUUCACUCCGUGUAUACUACUGGAAAAAUAACAAAUCCUCUUUGUUGACAAGUUGCUAUCAUUUAUUGGGAGGAUCUCACAGAUGGUCAAGUGGCUUCAGAUCUGUAGCAUGCGAUGAUGUCAGCAUUGUUGGAAUAGUGGCUGGAAUUGAUGGCAAAGACAUUUUAAGAGCAUAUUCCUUUCAUCUGUAAGAGUUCCAUGCACUUGUUUCACUCUAAACAUUUUCCACCAAGUUGUCCAACUCAAAUGAUAAUAGAAACAUGAUUGAAACCACUGCAACUAAUUGACUGAAGUAAUAGAUUACCUUUUCAAUAACCAAUUUGACUAAAUUCCACUUGGCUUGAAAAAGACCCACAGGAGCUUUGUCUAGCUUUAUUAAAUGUAUCUUAUACCUUAUAUGUGUGUGUAUAUAAUUUUAGAUUGUUUACAUAUGCUUGUUUUUCUAUUUUCCCAUUCAUAAAAAGGCUACUUUCUAAAAAUUAUAACUGAAUGUACAAUAUAAAUUAUACUUGUGGAAAACAAAACU
This is a messenger RNA of Thamnophis elegans (Western terrestrial garter snake), 1870 nucleotides long. It is a transcript of the gene FBXW12, whose product is annotated as F-box and WD repeat domain containing 12. The record is from RefSeq and is a predicted model, not a curated record. Lineage: Eukaryota; Metazoa; Chordata; Lepidosauria; Squamata; Natricidae. Gene Ontology annotation, molecular function: protein binding. The transcript is spliced from 10 exons. Bases 279 to 1535 code for a protein of 418 amino acids.